Messenger RNA from Homarus americanus (American lobster), 3813 nucleotides. RefSeq names its product type I iodothyronine deiodinase-like. Bases 614 to 988 code for a protein of 124 amino acids. The transcript is spliced from 7 exons. The record is from RefSeq and is a predicted model, not a curated record. NCBI's taxonomy places the organism in Eukaryota, Metazoa, Arthropoda, Malacostraca, Decapoda, Nephropidae. Gene Ontology annotation, molecular function: thyroxine 5'-deiodinase activity.
GUUGAGGUGCGUCAGUCAGUGUGUGGUCGUGAAGCGUGGCCAAGGCAGUGCUCGCUAACCGUGGCACUUCCCCGGUACUCCUCCCCCGACGCCAGAGAGUGACUGCCUCCGCGUUAUGGUGGUGGAGCAGAGACGGGGCCGCCAGUUCUUGCCAACACAAGUCAACAACUUCAUGAGAAUAGCUGAGGAUAGGAGUCGAUCCAUGGUUAUGUCGAUCUCUACGCUGUUCAAGUACCUGGUGGCCGUCCCUAAAGGCGUCGGCAAGAUUAUCGGCAUCAGCUGUUUGGUGCCGUGUGUGACCAAGGCGCUGGGUACUGACCGGGUGCGGGAGAUGGUGCUCAACCGGCAGGACCCAGACCUUCCCCAGAGAUCCCGGGAACGUCUCCUCUCCUCCAUAGAAGGAACCCUCGACUUCGCCAAUACCAAGGAGAAGAGCAAGGCCAUCUGGGAAGGUACAAUGCGAGAGGUCAAUAUGCUGGCAGAAUUGGGCGGAAAGGCACCCAACCCAGUGAUGAUGCGGCUGGAAGGAAGGUCACAGUGUCAUCUUCUGGAUGAGGCCAAACCAGGCCGACCAUUGAUCAUCAACUUCGGCUCCUGUACCUGACCCACGUUCAUGGCCAACCUGGAGAGGUUCUGUGAGAUAACAGAGGAAUACUCCCAGGUGGCAGACUUCCUGAUGGUUUACAUCGCUGAGGCUCACCCAAGUGAUGGAUGGGCCCUCAAGGACAACAUCGAGAUAAACAAGCACAAAACUUUGGAAGAGAGGUUCUUGGCAGCACAAACAAUGUUGGACAUGGAGCCCUUGAAGUGUCCUGUCAUGGUGGAUCGUCUGGAAGAUGAAGCUAACAAUGCUUAUGGUGCUCUCCCGGAGAGGCUUUUCAUUAUCUUGAAUGGAGUUAUUGUUUAUAAAGGCGAGCAAGGACCCAUGGGUUACAAGGUGAAUGAAGCAGAAAACUGGCUGCAGAACCACAAACUACAAUUAAGAUAAAAUGUGGACAGUACAUAUGUUGGUCACCAGUAAGAAAAGUAAGAAACAAGACUGACAAUAACAACUGUGUCCAGCUAGGUACUUGUGUACCGAACAGCCAGUGGAAGAAACUGUCCAGCCAACAACAAUCACUGUCAUCUGUUGUGAUCAUUAAAGCUUUAUCAAAUUGUAUGGAACUGCUCAGAAAAUUUUUGUGAAAUAAUUUUGUUAAUUGAUGAACAGUUAAUGGUUAAUGUUAAUAUUAUUAUUAAGUUUGUUAGUGACCAGACAUUCCAUAAGAUAAUUUUUUUUCACAUUGAAAAUAUUUAUUAGUCAUAAUAAAGUGAACAAAUUAAAAAUAGCUGGCCAUCUUCCAAGAAUGUCUUAUUUUAUAACACAUGUACAGUACUGUACUGUGCUUCAAAUGUGUUUGCUCUCUUUCUCAUACCUUUGUUGAUGUACUCUGUGUACUCCAUUCACUAUGAUUCACAAUUUAGGAUAUAGUACUGUACAUUACUGAACUGAAUUUGGAAAUAUUCGUAAGUUUACAACUAUUGACACUGAAACAAUUGUAUAUACAGUAUAUAUAUCUUAAUGUGUUGCAAGAUCUAGGGAAUUCUGUAAAAAAUAAUCGCAUACAAUAUUAUGGAGUACUGAUGUUCUUGUCCCAACACUACUAAGCACACAUACAGACUUAAUGUUCAGUAAUAUUUAUGCUUUACAUAAUGAGAUGAGUUUAUGCUGUGGGUAAUCUCUUGGCUUAUACUGCCAUUAAUUUCUGGUUUUGUGUGUUAAGGUAAAUGUAUAUCUACCAGUAGUUUGAGUUAAUAUCAAUUAAUACCAGUGCUGGUAGUUUUAUCACCCUAGUUAUGUGUACAGUAAAGUUCGAGCAGAUUCCUCAGAAUUUUCCUUCUGUCGAAAGAUUAAAUAUAUUAAUGUGACAAUACAAAUGUAUCCAAUAGAUUAAGAUUCUCUCUGUCUUACGAGUCACUUUACUCCACUGGUGAGUACGGUACAAUAUAUCAAAGUUACAUGAUUAUGAUAAAGGUACUGUAGCAUGGGCUCAAUACAUCUUCAUUUUGUAAGUAGUAUUGUUAAAUUCUCACUGUAGAAGAUACAACACACAAUCGAGAGCACUGUAUAUUUUGUCCAUACAGUUGAAAUAUACGUACAGUGCUUUCAUUUUUGUUUUAAUUUCUUCUACAGUGGGAUUUCAAUGUUAGGAUUUAUGUUGGAUUACAUAGCUUCUUCAAUUAUUGUAUUACAUUAUAGAUACUGUUACACUGCAUUUAAAAUGGCCUUCUAUAGAUGUUACAUUAAUUACUGUAUUUAAAAUGUAAAUAAAAUUAUGGGUUUAGUCUCAUUGACAAUUAAAAUUUACAUAAAAAAUAGUAAUUAUGAGGCCAUGUGGACCAUAACUUCCCAAGAGCCAAAAAUGGAAAACACCAGAAAAUGUGGUUAAGUUUUGUAAAAUAGAACUCACUAUAUCUCAAAGUGAUUGUGAUAGUGCAAUUAUUCUUGUAAUAAAUUGGAGCUUACAAACUCAAGAUUAUGUUGCCAUAAAGAGAUACUAACAAUCUUGUCAUUAUUAUUAGUAAUCAUGAAAAUCAUCAUAGCCUUAGCAACUUAGAGACAUUAGAUUUUGAUGGAAUUUUAAUAUUUUGAUAUAGGAUACUCAUGUACAGUUCCCCACAGACCGCAGGUAGUAUAGUGUUCCACCCCUCGGUAUCCUUUCAGAACAUAUGGCCAACAAUAUUUUUUCGAUAAUAUUUGUUCUCGAGAUUUGUGCUAAGAGAUAAGAUACUUGCAAUACCGGUAUCUGUAAGGAAGGUUUGACAAUGAUACCGAUGAUGCUACAUGUUCAGAAAGGUCACUACCUGUGGACAACUGUACAUCAUAAUCAUAUCAGUACAGUACCCUAAACGUCCAAGAGAUUAUAGUGAUCACCAUAAUUUUCAUCUGAACUGCAUUUUCUGGCAAAAAAAGUUGUGUGUGUGUUGGAAAUAAAGAUAUGGUAAUACAAACAAAGAUUAUUGCAUGCAAAAUAAUGUACACACACACACACACACACACACACACAGGAUCACACAGUUCCCUAGACAUCACUCACUGCACGCUACCAUUGGGGCGUCUUAGCAUGGGGGGGAAGCACACCCCACACCAGCACUGUGAACUUACCCCCAAAAAACUUUUACUUCACGCUUCCUCGGCCUUGGAAUCAAGAGGCAAUAGGUGUGGGAAGAAGGGGCGACUUUUACAAGGUUAUGGUCCACAUAACCUCAUGUACUGUACUCUAUUGUUCAUCUUAAAUACAACACACCACUGAUUGAUUCUAUAAUUCAGGUACAGUACAGUACAGUAUGAGGAACAAAAGUAAUAAAUUACCCUCUAUGCCAGUUUGUUUUCAAUUUGCAGAGCUAUUGUGAAUCUUCCUUCUUUACUAUGUUUACCAAAUCACCACUCUCGGUAUAUGUAUAAAAAAAAAACAAUUCUUCAUUUCUGGGGGAUAAAAACAGCCUUGCAUUCCUUUGCUUCACCCAAACAGUCAGUAUGUGCACACAGGUAGUCUCCUACACCAAAGCCCAAGUCAGUUCCUUAUGAUGCUCAAGCCUAAAGGCAAGUAAGCCAGGUGUACAGCUGAUCACCUCACUCACCUGGGCUAUGAUGAAGGAGGCUACCUGUGUGGGUUUAUGGCUUUGACCUUCACCGGGAAAGGCAAUACGUAUUCUGUAAUCACUAAUGAUAUUUUGAAUACCAUAUUUACUCAUCAGUAAUAUAGUAGGUAAAUACCAAUAUUGAAAAAAAUAUAUAUUGUAUCAUUAAUAAUUAAACUCACACAAUCAAAA